This is a messenger RNA of Polychytrium aggregatum, 2486 nucleotides long. RefSeq names its product mitochondrial Homoaconitase. Lineage: Eukaryota; Fungi; Chytridiomycota; Chytridiomycetes; Polychytriales. Gene Ontology annotation, biological process: L-lysine biosynthetic process. The transcript is spliced from 6 exons. Bases 239 to 2356 code for a protein of 705 amino acids. Gene Ontology annotation, molecular function: 4 iron, 4 sulfur cluster binding; homoaconitate hydratase activity. The record is from RefSeq and is a predicted model, not a curated record.
CGUCGUCCAGCUGAUCUGCAGAGUUCCACUUGGCUGCUGCCCCUGCCGACCGCACAACCACGACAUGCAGACCCGGCCAAGGCCGGUCGGCUGAUGUUUCCGAUUUGGCUGGUGCUGCGCAUCGUAUCGCUAUCUCAUCUCGUUUGUCUCCGCCAGAUCGUCUGCCGCGAUCCCUCUUCCUCCGCCCGUCCUGCUCUUUGCCUGCUGGUCCAGCAUUCCCGUCCCCGCCGCAAGAACAAUGUCGCUCGUCUCUGUCCAGAUCCAAACAGUGCUCGCCCGUCGCCAGCCGCAUCCCCGCAGCCUGCGUCUCGCACGCUUCUCGACCUCCCAGCGAUAUGGCGCCGCCCAUCCUCAGACCCUCGUCGAGAAGAUCGUCCAGACCUACACGGUCGAUGCUCAGGGAUCUGUCAAGCAGGGCGAUUUUGUUUCGAUCCAGCCCGAGCACGUCAUGACCCACGAUAAUACCGGUGCCGUGAUGAGCAAGUUCAAGAGUAUCGGUGCGGGCAAGUUCAACAACCCGCGACAGCCCGUGUUCACACUGGACCACGAUGUCCAGAACAAAACCGAAAAGAACCUGGCCAAGUAUGCCUCGAUUGAAGCAUUUGCCGCUCAGCACGGCGUCGACUUUUAUCCCGCAGGCCGUGGCAUCGGCCACCAAAUCAUGAUCGAGGAGGGCUAUGCUUUCCCAAGCACCAUGGUCGUUGCCUCGGACUCACACUCCAACAUGUACGGCGGUAUCGGCGCCCUCGGCACGCCCAUCGUCCGGACGGAUGCUGCCGCCAUUUGGGCGACGGGACGCACUUGGUGGCAGAUCCCGCCUGUCGUCAAAGUCAAUCUGCUCAACUCGCUGCCCGAAGGCGUCACCGGCAAGGACGUCAUCACCACCCUCUGCGGCACCUUCAACAAGGAUGAGGUCCUGAACUCGGCCAUCGAGUUCACCGGGCCUGGUGUCGCCAACAUCUCGGUCGACGAGCGCCUCACCAUCGCGAACAUGACAACCGAGUGGGGUGCCCUUGCCGGUGUCUUCCCGAUCGACAAGCGCCUGCUCGACUGGUACAAGUUCCGAGCCACCCAGCUCUCGCAGCGCCUCGGCGGCAAGCCCCACCCUCGCAUCAACCCCGAGCGCAUCCAGCAUCUCGAGCAGAACCCCGUCGAGGCCCACCGCGAUGCCUACUACGCAAAGGAGCUUUCGCUCGAUCUUUCGACCGUCUCGCCUUGGAUCUCGGGGCCCAACUCGGUCAAGGCCUCCCAGUCCCUGGCCGACCUCGAGAAGCAAAGCAUUCGCAUCCACAAAGCCUAUCUCGUCUCGUGCACCAACUCGCGCGCCAGCGACUUGCGCGCGGCCGCCAAGAUCCUCAAGGGCAGAAAGAUUGCCGAAGGCGUCGAGUUCUAUAUCGCGGCGGCGAGCACGGAGGUGCAGGCUGAAGUCGAGGCAUCUGGCGACUGGCACAUUCUGCUGGAGGCCGGGGCACGGCCUCUGCCGGCGGGCUGUGGUCCCUGCAUCGGUCUUGGUACGGGUUUGCUGAAGGACAACGAAGUUGGCAUCUCGGCCACCAACCGCAAUUUCAAGGGCCGCAUGGGAUCACCGCUGGCACAAGCCUACCUCUCGUCGCCAGCCGUUGUGGCCGCCUCGGCUGUCCUCGGCAGAAUCGCAUCGCCGCAAUCUCUGCCGCCUCUGAACCCUGUCUCGACCAUUACGGAUAUCCCGAUCAAGUACUGGAGCAAGCCUGUGUCAACCAUCACAGUCAACAAGCCCCCGACCCAGGCUGCCGCCAGCGGUGCCAGCGCUGCUGAGCCCGAGACUGUGGCCGGAUUCGAGCGCCAUCUCAAGGGCGAGUUGAUCUUUGUCGAUGCCGACAACCUCAACACCGACGGAAUCUACCCUGGCAAGUACACUUACCAGGACGACAUUACGCUCGACACGAUGAAGAAGGUGGUGAUGGAGAACUACGAUCCCGCCUUCUCUGGGCUGGUGAAGCAGAACGAUAUCCUCGUUGCCGGAUUCAACUUUGGCACGGGCUCCUCUCGUGAGCAGGCCGCCACGGCGCUCCUCGCUGCGGGCAUCAAGUUGGUUGUUGCUGGAUCCUUCAGCGAGACCUUCAAGCGCAACGCCAUCAACAACGGCCUGGCAGUGCUGGAGCACCCCGUGUUGGUCGGGGACUUGCGAAAGACCUUCAGCGGGCAGUCAGCCGUGCUGACUCGCCGAACCGGUUGGAAGGUCGACUGGGAUCUUGUCGGCGGCGAGGUCAAGGUUGCCGACAGCAAACGAGUGUACCAAGCUCCUGCCGUGGGCAAGGCUGCCCAGGAGCUCGUCGUCGAGGGCGGUCUGGAGGCCUGGGUGCGCAAGCGCAUCUGAAGCAGAGACAGAUGAUCGUGCGGUGCGCUUCGUUUGAAUCGGCGAUGUGCAUUCGAGGCCAUUCUUGGCGACGGUGCUUGGUGCUCUUUGGGAAAUCGCCAUGAAUACAGCCACAGCGGAAAGCAAACCA